AUGGAAAGAAAUAUCGUAAGAAUAGCGGUCCGGCCGGCAGAUGCUAUAGACGAGACCACUUAUGUCACUCGAAACCAAGCUGCUCAAACUAAUCUAGCCAAGCACGUAAGAGACCUUUGCCUAUUUGUUCUCCCACAAAGAGGUCGUGACCAGCAAAUAAGUGAGCCGGGGCUUGAGUCUCAGGAAAGGCCAUUUGUGCUCAUCGCACAUAUCGGAGAGGUCAUGCAAGAAAUGAUAGAACCAGAGCAAAGCGAAGUUCAGUAUACGAAUUCUGCCCUUCCCUUUGAUUCACUUUUCGCUUUCGCUAUCCCACUUCUUAUUUCUUUGGCUUUUCUUUCGAGUGCCGAAACUGUACGCAUCUCCCGACACUUCACUAACGGUUUAGAAGCUAAGUCACUUGACUUGACCUGUGAGGGUACUUUUCCAGUUAGUGGAGAAGUAGCCAUUUGCUUCAAACAGGCACCUUGGAGAACCCUUAAGUUAAGGGUCUCGCUCCCUGAGUUCAAGAGUCUACACUCUCGCGUCAUAGGGCUCCGCCCCGGAAUCAGGACCCCUUUGACCAACGGGCUGACUCCGGCCCCUUUCCCUGAUGUGGUAUUCUCAGGGGCCGAAGUGCAAAGCCCCGUAGCCUAUCCGUGGUCAGGAAGGCAGGCUUAUACCAUUACGCUCACGAUCUACUAA
Striga asiatica is the source of this 681-nucleotide messenger RNA. NCBI's taxonomy places the organism in Eukaryota, Viridiplantae, Streptophyta, Magnoliopsida, Lamiales, Orobanchaceae. The record is from the annotation of a GenBank genome assembly.